Messenger RNA from Paramecium pentaurelia, 1086 nucleotides. NCBI's taxonomy places the organism in Eukaryota, Ciliophora, Oligohymenophorea, Peniculida, Parameciidae. The record is from the annotation of a GenBank genome assembly.
AUGAUUUAACAGUACUUUAAUCCAUUCAGAAAAAGCAAUUAGUAGGUAUUCUUACUAUUUGAUGAAAAAAGUUCUCAUGAGAUAACAGUUGAGGAUGAAUUAUCUAUUUUGAAACCUAUUCCAAAAUAUGUUUGGGAAGAUGAUUAUUAUGAAUAAUUGAAAUUAGAGUUAAAAUAUUAUAAUUUAGAUGUUUAAGUACUAUCCAAUUCUGAGUGGUAAACUCUUUUAUAAACAGGAACAUAUGAUUCAAACAAAAAUUUAUUAUUAUCAAUAUUUACUACAAGAUCAUUAACAGUAAAGCAAAUUUUUGAUUUCAUAACAAUGUAAUGCCAAAUUUCUUGUUAAUUUGAUUAAUUAAGAUAGUAAUUAAAAGAAAAAGAUUAUGAAUGCAUAUUUAAGGAUGUUAAGAGAACUUUUAAGAGUUCAAAUUACUUUUAAAAAGAAGAAGUACUUUAAAGACUUUAGGAUAUACUAGUGGCUUAUAGUAAUUUGGAUUCUGAGGUAUCUUAUGGGUAGGGAAUGAAUUUUAUUGUUGCAGCACUUAUAUAUUUAGAUUUCAAUAAUGAUGAAGCAAUCUUUGAAAUUCUAAGAACUAUAAUUAUGGAUAGGGAAUGGAGAUAAUGUUAUAUUAAUAAUACUCCUGGACUAUUCUAAUUAUUGGCAAAAUUUAAUUUUAAAUUUAGAAAAAGAAUGCCAACAUUAUAUAAUCAUUUUCUAAGACUUGGAAUUGAAGAUUUGAGGGUGAUUGUAAGUGCAUUCUAUUUAACUUUAUGUAUGUAACAUGCUCCAAUAUAAUUUUCAUUGGUUAUAUUGGCUAUGUUUUUUAUUGAAGGGGAUGACAUAAUAACAAAGAUGAUAUUAUCAAUGUUAAAGUAUUUUGAAAAUUAUUUAUUAAAAUUAAAUGAUUUUUAAAGUGUAAUUGAGUUUAUAAAAAGGGGAUUGAUAAAUAAUUUCUAUAGAGAAAUACAAAAAUGUAGAAAACAGUAAAGAUUAGUAUAGGUACUUUUAGAUAUUGGAUUAAUUAAAAGAAAACACAAAAAACAAAAAACUUAGGGAUUCAUGAAAUAAUUAAUUUAGAAACCAUGA